AUGUCUGAGUGUCAUAAUGGUCCUGACACUGGCACUGAUGAUGUGUUUGUGGGUAAACUCUUCCGCUGGAAUCCCAAGACGGAAGAACGCAUUGAGCCACUGGUCAUUGACAGCUGCGACGAAGUCUUUAUCGGGCGAGACACAUCAACAUGCCAGUACUCAAGCAACCAUAUGUUUGUGUCAAGCAAGCAUGUGCGGAUCUACACGGUCAUUUACGAUGAAUAUUCAUCUGACACCGUACCUCCGCUCGUAUAUGCUCAAGACAUAUCAACUAAUGGAACUCGCUGGAAUGGCUACGCGAUGCAAGGGAAGAGUUUCCUCCUGAGCGAUGGCGAUAUCCUAACGAUCGUGCCUGAGUUUCAGCUGCUGUUUGAAUCCGCCGCGAACCCGCAGAAGAACUUUUCUGAAUGGCAAAAAGCAGAGAUGAAGGUGUUCAAGAGCAGCUACUGCGUCACGCGACGAGAGCUGGGCUCUGGUGCAUAUGGAAGAGUCCAAAUGGCUUACCAGAUCGCUACCGGACAGCAGAUUGCCUGCAAGAUCGUUGACAUCAAAAGUUCUAAGGCCAAGUGUGAGCUAGAGCUGCAGCAGGAACUUAAGCAUACAAAGCUUGGCCCUUCUGCACAACGAGCCGCUCUGUACAGACUGAAAAGCAUCGACGAGAAGCUUGAGAGGUAUUAUCGCGAGGCUCAGCUCCUUGAGACCCUGUCCCAUCCGAACAUCAUCAGCUUCGAGACAGCGAUCCACUCUCCCAAUACGAUUUACAUCUUCAGUGAACUUGUGACUGCGGGCGAUCUGGUUUCUUUCCUCCGGUACAGAGGAGGGACCCUCAAGGAGCGCGAGGCCGCAUUUAUCACUCGCCAAGUUCUGCUCGCCAUUGAAUACCUGCACGACAGAGAUAUCGUACACAGAGACAUCAAGCCAGACAACAUCCUGAUUACUUCACUGGGACAGUGCGGUCGGAUUGUCUUGACAGACUUCGGAUGCGCCAGAAGGGUACCUCAGCCUGUCGAGCGGAUGCAAACCGUCACUGGCACGUACGAAUACUGCGCUCCUGAGGUGAACUCGGCCAACAACGCAGGAUACAGCAAGUCUAUUGAUCUGUAUUCGCUAGGUUGUGUCACCGUGACUUUGCUGAUGGGAUUCUUACCUACGCGGGAACCGCACAGACGAUUCGACCGCAAUGGAGACGAGCAGAAAGGCCUAACCAAGGAGUUGAAUCAGAAUCGAAUAACUGGAUUUCCCCAACAAUUCAUUAAGGAACUGCUCAUCCUCGACGAGAAACUGCGCUUGAAUGUGAAGCAGGCUCUGCGUCACAAUUGGUUCGAAUUCCUCCCCGAAAGAGAUGAGCUGGAAUGUCGUUAUCAGGUAGCUGUUGACCAAUGGAUUCCACGACCCCGUUCUGAUCCAUCGAUUGUUACGCUUGCCGACCUUGAAGCUUUUCAGAAUUCCGCUGGUCAGGCUUACACUCUCUACACCAGGCCCGGAGAGAGACUCCAGAACUACAGACUUUUCGAGAUCAACACUCAUAUCCCUGACUUGUCUUUCACCAGAACUCCAAUUCAAGCCAUAAUAACGAUGCCAACGAACGCAGAGAAUUGUGCGCCCCCUUCUCGUCAGCAGGAAGAUGUCCCUUCAGUACAAGGAGGACAUCAUGCUUGUCUUAGAGUCUGGUCACCACCGAGUGCCUCGAGCAGUCUGUUCUCAUCUCGCCAUGAGGAAGACGAUCAUGCAGAACUGAUUCACCGUACUAAAAAAGUUCCUGGAUACCUGAAUGUCGACGAGAACCAACCAAUGGAGCGCUCAGUAAGUCACCCCCGCAGAAUCGCAGAGGUGACCAAGGAAAAGUUCGUGAGCCAGAUCGGUCAUAUGGGACCAGUGCAGUUAGCCUUCGAGCCUGCUCCCCCACCUGAUUCUCACCGACGAGAUGAAGAUCUCCUCGGUCUUUCCGAGCGUCUCACUCAGAAGCCGCGAUUCCCCUCGAAUGACAGUCUGUUCUACAUGGAAAUGGAAGGUGAACCAGUGCGCCGCUCUGCACCCCCUGAAAGUACAACGUCGAUGCGCUACCCUGGAAGUAUUGCCCCCACCGAAAAACUACGAUUCCCUCAAGGCAAUGACUAUUCCUUCACAAUGGGAGCUGACUUCUCCAGCUCGCCCGCACCCCCGGCAUUACCGAGAUUCCUCGAUACCCAUCCGGCGUUACCUCAUUCUUUGGAAUGGCGGCUGACAAGUCGCACAACUCUGCACCCGCAGUCACCAGUGCCAUGA
Molecule: messenger RNA, 2265 nt
Organism: Penicillium atrosanguineum
Lineage: Eukaryota; Fungi; Ascomycota; Eurotiomycetes; Eurotiales; Aspergillaceae
Product: transcriptional regulator family TF
Exons: 6
Coding region: 1-2265 (754 amino acids)
Biological process (GO): protein phosphorylation
Molecular function (GO): protein kinase activity; protein binding; ATP binding
Source: RefSeq, a predicted model, not a curated record